This is a messenger RNA of Priapulus caudatus, 207 nucleotides long. RefSeq lists its product as uncharacterized. Lineage: Eukaryota; Metazoa; Priapulida; Priapulimorpha; Priapulimorphida; Priapulidae. Gene Ontology annotation, biological process: mitochondrial respiratory chain complex IV assembly; mitochondrial respiratory chain complex I assembly. The record is from RefSeq and is a predicted model, not a curated record. Gene Ontology annotation, cellular component: mitochondrial inner membrane.
CAAUGCGAUGUACAAGAAGUCGUUGGAACUAUUGAGAGAAGAUGGUUUGGCAAGCACCAGCCUUGGAUUGCCGCUGAAGGCACGCUGGCUCGACCUGGCAGACACGACAAACGACAGAACUGAUUCUACUUGUGCCAAGCUCAUGAUACCAAUCGAAGGGUCCACAACACGAGGCUUGCUACUAGCAAGAGCAUCUAAAGAAGCUGU